Trematosphaeria pertusa is the source of this 2430-nucleotide messenger RNA. RefSeq lists its product as uncharacterized. The coding region runs from base 1 to 2430 and encodes 809 amino acids. Lineage: Eukaryota; Fungi; Ascomycota; Dothideomycetes; Pleosporales; Trematosphaeriaceae. The transcript has 2 exons. The record is from RefSeq and is a predicted model, not a curated record.
AUGCCCAUCUUCCAUGAUCCGUACGAAAGCCCGCCCCAGCGGCCGGCUUCCCAUGACUCGUCCUCCAGUGAUCCGAGAAGAGCUCGGAAUUCGAGGAAUGGCUGUGACAGGACGCUGCGGGACAGUCAAUCUUCGGCAAAGGUCGCCGAGGGGCCUUCCAGUUUCGAUGUUGGGCCGGCAGCGCUUAACCCUGGCCGGAAACCUUCCAUGCUCGACCGCGUGGAGCUCAUUGAGAGGAUAAAGAGAGCGAACAGCCCUACGUGGCAGCAACUCCAGAGCGUGAGUUGCCUCCACCGUCAUAGUGCCAGCCCCGGUUCGCGACCGACUUCUCAAGAUCGACCGAACACUCCCCUCCUACCUCCCGCAGAGAUCAAGGCUUCUCGACCUUCCACCCCAGACCCGCUGCGAGAUCAUGCCUCGGCAGGAAUGGAGAUUGAGCGCCCACGCUCAGCCCUCCAUUCUGGAGACUUCAGGGAAAAGAAGGAGCAUACUCAGUACGACAGAGAAUCACCGUCUGGCAUCCCUCUGGCUACCUCGCCGGUUGCCCCAUGGCAUCAGUCAUUCCCAGCCGCUGCACGUCCGUCAAGUCGCACCGAGUCACCCUACGCUUUUCGCGAUGCGCUGGACUAUGAGGCUCGUCCCACUACCCGAGCCCGAGCCAUAUCACAGUCGUCAUUCUCGUCGUUUGUCUUUCUGCCUCCGACUAGCCCGCUUGUACAGCAAUCAAACAACACUGACCUGGACUUCUCGUCACGACCAGGCUCCAGGCAGCCUUCCAAGAGCCCGGAGAGAAACAAUCGCCGCCACACCUUUUCUCCUCGCUCAUUUCAAGUCUUUAGAUCGGCGGACAUGGCAACAUCGGCCUCCGGUACUCCCGCAGCUCGUCAUCUAAGAAAGGAGACAACGGUCCCUUACCAAGCACAUCAACCGAGGCGAUCACUCAGCUCAUUUAACCAAUUCCAGCCACAUUCCAGCCCACAAAGCCCCUUCCUGAACUCACGGAGGCCGUCGUUCUCGUCAGACGCCUCACCCUUGCACCAUGCUCCUAUGGUCGGGUCAUAUGAGGAAUCGAUACUACGCGGGAGAAUGUCUACAACGCCUUCGCGGCCUCUCGACUUUAUUGCAAAAAUUGGGGUACUAGGGCGAGGGUCAUGCAAGUCAAACCUCCGAUGUCCACCCCACGUGACGGUUCCUUUUCCCGCGGUGUUCUACAGCUACAACUCCGGAAACGGCCGUAUAUUGGAUGAUUCGCCUAGUCCCUACGUAGGGCUCAUAGAUCUCGAGAACUCGCUCUCCCCACCAGAGGAAAGCAGUGAACCGAGCAAGCGAAAGCGGCGACACACCGUACCCCAUCCGGAUCAGGACGAUCUUGAUUUCCGGCAUAGCAACGGAGAAGAUGAAUCGUUGUACAGAUCGAAGGAGGAUAUCCGACGACGUGAGAAAAAGAAGAGAAGAUCAGCAUCACCGAAAGCUCCCCCAGGCGGCUGCUACCGUAUUUCCCAGCAAGGCCAGCUCCAGAUCGUAAUAAAGAACCCAAACAAAACGGCCGUCAAACUCUUCCUCGUCCCAUACGAUCUCUCUGACAUGGAGCCUGGCCAAAAAACCUUCAUACGCCAACGAAGCUACUCUGCAGGACCCAUCAUCGAUAUGCCCCUUUCAUCCCGCAAAAACCUGGGCACGGAUCGCCCGGAAGCGUCGCUGAGUAAUUCUGACGAUCCGAAUGAUCGGCCUACUCUGAGAUACCUGAUUCACCUGCACAUCUGCUGUCCGUCAAAAGGCAGGUAUUACCUGUACAAAAGCAUUCGAGUCGUCUUUGCGAAUCGUGUGCCUGACGGGAAAGAAAAACUCAGAAACGAGAUUCAAUUACCAGAGCCUCGGUAUAGCGCAUACAAGCCGACGCGGGAUUCCGUAGCGUCCACAUCCUCAGCUGCGGCGCAGCUCACAGCAGACAAAGCAAUCCGCCGUCGCAGCGCAGGUAUAUCCCUCUCGCAGCAAACCUGCGAUCAAUUGGACGGUCUCACUUCGAGACAACGGCCGUCGUUCCCUCCCCCAGCUGUCAAUUUUACAGGUGGGCCGUCCAACGAGUUCAGCUCGCAUAUGGCCGCGCUCGAGCCAAUUCCUUUCAGCUUGUCUCGUAUCCCUACGAUGCCAUCCCGCCCUGUGUCUCGAAAUCCGAUGGACAUUGACGCAAAUAGUCCGUUCAGGUCGUCCAUGCAUUGUGAGACGCUGACGGAUAUGGAAGGUCCCGGGAGUCCUUCAGGUGGAGGUGGAAUAUUUGAGAAGCUGAGCAGGGGCGAUCUUGGGUAUGGAGGAAACGCAUCCCGUGGCAUUAGUAGUCCGGCGAUGUCCCCGGGUCCCGGUCUACUAGCGAGGAGGCUAAAGGGGCUAGAAGUGGAGCGCGAUGAAGAGAAGGGCCGUGAGGAGAUGUAG